GGAGGCUUCAAGAUGGCGGAAGCCCUGACUGCCCAGGAGGAGCUGGCCGUGGAGGAGUUCCUGAAUAAAGUACGUAGUAGGGAGCAGCCCCACAGUGCUGGCCUGGUCUCUGAGCCCACAGCUGUUAAGUUCCUCAUGGCCCGUAAGUUUGACGUCUCCAGAGCCAUCGACCUUUUCCAGGCAUACAAGAACACAAGAAUCAAAGAGGGCAUCUUUAACAUCAAUCCUGAUGAGGAGCCCCUACGCUCUGAGCUGUUGUGUGGCAAAUUCACAGUCUUGCCUGGCCGUGAUGCAAAAGGUGCGGCUCUAGCUCUGUUUACUGCACGUCUCCAUCGGCCAGACAUCACUACUCACAAAGCAGUGCUGCAGGCUAUCAUUUAUCAGCUGGAUAAAGCCAUAGAGAGUCUUCAAACUCAAAGAGACGGACUUAUAUUCAUUUAUGACAUGACCAACUCCAGCUACGGAAACUUUGACUAUGAGCUGUGUGUCAAGAUUCUCAACUUGCUCAAGGGGGCGUUCCCGGCUCGCCUAAAAUGUGUUUUCAUUGUCUCAUCGCCUCUUUGGUUCCGAGCUCCUUUCGCCGUCCUUCGCCUUUUUGUGCAUGAGAAGCUGAGAGAGAGGGUGUGCACAGUAAAAGCCCUGGAGUUGGCCAAUCACAUCCCAGUUUCUUCCCUCCCUGAGCACCUGGGUGGGACAUCCCAGUAUAGCCAUGUUGCCUGGAUUCAGUCCUGUGUGAACAUAGACACAAACCCCACUCCCGGUGAAACAAAUGACUGUGUGGGAAGCCUACUUCGCUCCUAUAGCUUGGAGUGCAGCAACACUAGCGCAGGCGCUACCUUAUCCCACACCCAUAUAAAUACACCAUUAGCUUCUGAGCUAGCCAUGGCUAACUCAAACUGCUAUGAUGAUAGCAAUGCUAACCCACACAACCACUGCAGUGGAGUGGAGGGCAGGACUCAAGACCAUGGUCUAUACCAGCAGAAGCCACAUUCUGCUUCUAACAAGCUACAGGGGAACCACCAACACUGGAAUGGCUCAGCAGUGAGCGGGGCUAACACGACCUUUAGUGGCAGUUGCUCCAAUGCUAAUUUGAAUGGUCGCAGCCACCAGCCUCCUCCCCAGUCAGACACACCUCCUGACACCCCCCGGCAUCAGGAUGGGGAGAAACUAGUUGACAAGGCAACAGACUCUGCCCACAUAUCUCAAAAUAAGGAUGCAGAGGAGGAAAAUGAAGAGGGUGAAGAAGAGGAAGGGGUACCCCCAUUGCCCCAAAAGUCAUUGCCACGGACCGCUCAUCAGCCAUCCUCUCAGUGCCAGCCCCUGUCAUCAUCAUGGGGUCCCGAGGAAGAGGACCCCUGUGUGGAGGUGUCUGUUCACAUGCCUGAACAAGGAGGAAUGACAGUGCUGGAGCUUGUGGAGCAUGUGAAGAGGAAGAAGAAAAAGGGUAUUUACCAGGAGUAUGAAGAGAUCCGCAAGGAGCCACCAGCAGGCACCUUUGACUACUCCAAGAAGCUGUCCAAUCAAAUAAAGAACAGGUACAGUGAUGUUCUCUGCCUGGACCAGUCACGAGUACGACUUUGCCAGCUCUGCGAUGACGAGGACGAGACAUCAGACUAUAUUAACGCCAGUUUCAUGGACGGGUACAAGCGGAGUAAUGCCUACAUUGCUACUCAGGGUCCUUUACCAAAAACCUUUGGCGAUUUCUGGCGCAUGGUAUGGGAGCAGAUGGUACUCAUCAUCGUCAUGACCACCAGAGUGGUAGAGCGUGGCCGUGUGAAAUGUGGUCAGUACUGGCCACCGGAUGAUGGAAGGACCGAACAGCAUGGAUCCUUCCUGGUCAGGAACGUGCACAUAAAGGUGUUUCAGGACUUCAGACUCUCCCACCUUGAGCUAUACAACACACAGACCGGGGAGAGGCGGGAGGUGUCACACUACCUGUAUGUCAGCUGGCCGGACUUUGGUGUACCCAAAUGUGCAUCAGCCAUGUUGGAUUUCCGCGAACAUGUCUUGCAGAGGCAAGAGGCGGCGGUCCAGAGCCUGGGUUCCAGUUGGACAGGACCUCCCGGAGGACCUCCGGUGGUGGUACAUUGCAGUGCUGGCAUUGGCCGCACAGGUACGUUCUGUACACUGGACAUUUGCCUGUCCCGGCUGGAGGACAUCGGCACAGUGGACGUACGUCAGACAGUGCGGCGGAUGCGUACCCAGCGAGCUUUCAGCAUCCAGACCUGGGAUCAGUACUACUUCUGCUACACAGCAGUUAUUGAGUAUGCCCAGCGCCACGGCAAACUCAGUCCAGUGCAGUGGUCUGACUCAGACCUGGAAACCGACAGCGAGUGACAGAGGGGUGGAGGGGACGGAGAAAUUGCUGGAAUAGCUGACCGAAAUAGGAGCUGUGAGAGCAGAAACUUGGAUACCGAUGUGCACAGCUGAGGAGAGAGACUCAAGUCUCCUGAAGAAUGAAUUAAUAUAAGGAUUUGGUUUUGGCUCUUGAUAUAAUAAAGUGGACUCCCUUAGUGGCUCUUCCUUUGCACCAGUUGGUGGGCUUACAGAGAGAGAGAGAGGUGUCAAGCUGGAAAAAAUAAUCACAGGGAGAGAAAUUAUGCAUUGCAUCACUGACAGAACCAGUGACAUGUCCUGCCAAGCCGCCCUGAACCUGUCUUGUUGCCAAGAGCAUUGUACAAGUUGUAGCAUUUUUAUAUUGACUUGCACACGAGGAAUGACAAACUUGAACUUUGCCUACACAGAACCCCUGUAACCCCAAUCUAUGUUCCUCCCUUUUUCUACCUUUUGUUCCUCAUCACUACCCUGAACAAAAUGCUGUGAUCGGUCAAGUAAACACAGAUGAGAUUUUAGGGGUGUGAAAAGGUAAAACUUGAAUUUUUGUUUAAUUUGGGAGGAAAUGGUCAUACCUGAACAAGUAGUCGUGGCUGACAUUAGUUCGGCACAUGAGCCAUUUACUCCAUCUUCUCUUAUUUUCUGUGUACUUGUGCUUUUUUUUUUUUUUCCUAUGGUGAGAUUUUCAAUGUGUUUUUCAUAUUUGUGCAUAUGUAGACUAACCUUUUUAAAGCCAAAGUCCUCACCCCGAAUGCUUGGAUGUACUCCUUACUAAGAUAUUAUAGACGAAAGCCUGUGUAUAUUCUUGUAACAUACAUCUAUAUAUUGUGCAUAACAGCCUCGAAAAAAAACAAAAAAGCCUUGUUCAAUAUUUGACUUAAUAUUCAGAGGAGGUAUCUCUAUGGUGGGCCAGAUCAUGAAAAAAAUAGACAAGAGUUUGUAACAAUUAAGAAGAAGAAGAAGAAGUAAACGUGUUGCUGUUCAGGUCUAACAUUUAUCCUAACCGUUCGAGUGUUCUGAUUGGACAGUUUAAAUUGGCCUUAUCUUCCAAGGGGCUAUGUGUAACUUCUGCUUGUUAAGAGAUACGAAUAACAACAAAUCGAAAACGCGUAAGACCCAAUAAAUGCAAAUAGAGUAACUUAGCAGAUAUCCAGUAUGUCCGCCGGUAUCUGCCAUCUUCACACAUCUUGGGGGAACGGCAGUUUGCUGUGGACGGGGCGCCGGGCAAAUCCACGGGGAGCGGGGCCGUUAAACCGCAAGAUCAGUCAGCUCCCGGUGUGUGUGUGUCUGUCUGUCUGUCUGUCUGUCUGUCUGUCUGUCUGUCUGUCUCUCUCGUGUACUCUGUUCCAAUGAGUCACGAUCACUCAGCAACCACUGUUGAUGUUUCUUAGUCAAUGUUAAGCUUCAGGAAUGCCCAAAUAUUACACAUAGCCCCUUUUCACUUGACUCACUGCCUUGUCGUUCUUAGACGUAAACCCUCACCUAAAACGUGUUUCCACUCUUGCUUUUUUUUUUUCUUUUUUUUUUACUUUUUCAGUUUUGCUCCCUUAACACCACCACUGUUUGUGUGUUUUUUUUGUUUUUUUUUUGUUUCCUCUAUUCUUGAGACAUACGCUGCCUCAGAUGUUUGUGCCUUCAGGUUUCCCUCAGCAUGAUGUCUCGCAGUCUGGAUAACACGGCAAAUUUGACCCAAAGUAGUGCACUUGCAUACGAAGACCUGCGUCCUUCUCGGGAAGACGCAUAUAUCGCCUAGAGGCGCGUAUGGGGGUGCACUACUUUUGAGCGCACUUAAAAGUAGUGAGCUAUCCGGAGACAAAAAGGUGUGGUUUGAAAAAUGGCAAUUCUUUUUAUCAUUUGACCUCAGGGGGUAAUUCUACUAGUGUUUUUUGCCUAGUGUCAAAGAUCCGUUUUCUGGGUUUGCCUCUGGUGAUUUAUCAUUUAGAAAAAAAACUAUAUCAUUGUUAUUUUGUAUUUUAUACAGUAUACUUUAUUGUAUAUCCUAUUAUAUUUAUGUCUUUGUAAAAGUUAAAGUAUUAAGAAUCAAUGAAUGUUGGUACGACGCUCAGAAGAAAACAUAACCGUUCUUUAAUUUGAUAAGCUAAACAAAUCAGACGGGGGAGCGAAAAUAUAUUUUCUGUUUACGAUGAAAUUUGUUGGAAAAAAAUGUUGCUUGCCAUAGUAUUUUCAGAACUGACUUGUACAAAAAAAAAGAAAAGACAAAAAAAGUGACUGUUGGAUCCAGGACAACACAAAAAAAAAAAAAAAGGUAUUAUGUUUUUGAGAGCCUGUUACAAAAACCUUGCGUAACAAUAACUUGUCUUGCUGUCUUGAAUCCAAUGCCAAGGACAAAGCAAAAACUCGAAAGAAGGAGAAAAAAAAAAAAAGGACAAAAAGAGACUUGUUGCUGCCGUCUGUGGUCACAAAAACCCCAGCUCGGUGUCCAGGAGGGGAAGAAGGGGGUUGGGGUUUGGGGAGUGAGCCGUCCUGAAAGUGAUGGCGUUCGAAUGGCGAGACAGAGAGAGAGAGAGCCUUGAAUGUUUACAGGGUGAAUGUGUCCGGGCGAGCUGGUCGAGACAGACGUGGAUGAUGGCAGCUGUGGACCCUGCGAAACCCUCUAUGCCAAAGGCCCCGGCUCACCUCUAACGACCGCUCUGUGUCACCACACACAUCCUCAACAGCCUACUAGCAUGGACCUACCGAUGCAGCCUUUGCCAUCACAGCGACGGACGGACUUCUCCGGCACCAGGGGGAAUGUUGUCAAAAGAUUGUGUAUAGCUUUAGUACUGGAGACAAAUGGCGUAUGUAUGUGAAAGACUCUCGGUCCCCCCCCCCCCCCCCACCGUGCUACCUUUUUUUUGUUUUAAGUUGUUUCACGAACAGCUGAGAAUGCUCCGUGUGUUUCGUCUCUGGUGUUUCUUUUUCGUGCCGUUAAGUUCUCGUGAUUGAAUAAUGGCCUUUUACAUGCUGUCAGCUUGGCUGUCCCAUUAAAGCAUUGGUAUUACUAUCUUGAACGAAUG
This is a messenger RNA of Lampris incognitus (smalleye Pacific opah), 5351 nucleotides long. It is a transcript of the gene ptpn9b, whose product is annotated as protein tyrosine phosphatase non-receptor type 9b. Gene Ontology annotation, biological process: protein dephosphorylation. The transcript has 13 exons. Gene Ontology annotation, molecular function: protein tyrosine phosphatase activity. The record is from RefSeq and is a predicted model, not a curated record. Lineage: Eukaryota; Metazoa; Chordata; Actinopteri; Lampriformes; Lampridae. The coding region runs from base 13 to 2337 and encodes 774 amino acids.